Messenger RNA from Heterotrigona itama, 2950 nucleotides. The record is from the annotation of a GenBank genome assembly. Lineage: Eukaryota; Metazoa; Arthropoda; Insecta; Hymenoptera; Apidae.
AUGUCGUCUUCUUUCGAGAAGCAGCAAAAGAGGCAGACUAUAGCCGGGUACAAGAGAAGUUCGAAUUUUUGCAGCACGCCGGUGAUAAGCGAAGCGAAGAAGCUCAGCAGCCUAAGUUUGUCCGCGAUCGAUUCCAACUCCUCGUCGGCGAGGGAACAAAAUCGUAGGGAGAUGCUGCUGGGAGAUUUGGCGAGGAAGCAGAGGAGGAAGAAGAAAUUGCAGCAGAAGUCGAAACCCAAAAAGAAGUCGAAACGAAUUAAGAGAGAAAUAAAAACGAAUUACGAUGACGAGAAAUUAGAUACAAGCAGUGAUACAGAUUGGGAAACUUGCGACGAGGAAUCAAGGCGUCAGCUUUUAGUCAGGGAAGCUUCGACUUCUUCUUCCGCUUCCGGAUCCAGGACUCCCGAUGCCGUAUUUCGAAAUACGAACGUAGGAUCGCCGGAGAAGGUUCGACGAACUUCUCAGUUUGUUGAAAAUCGUUUGGAUUCGCCACUUUUGAGGUCACGCGCGUACCAGAUCGAAAGUCCAGAGAAAGUGAACGUUCUACGAUCCAAAGUAUCUACGAUCCAGAAGAAAGCUUUCAUUUCGAAAAGGUUGAGCAAGCAAAGUUGCGUAAGGAGAUGGGCAUCGUGCGUGGAUGUUGGGACAAAUCUUUGCAGAAAUGGGUUCGAUUUUACGACGUGUACGACUUCCCCGCGGCGGAAGACAAGUUCAAAAGGCGAAUCACUUUGAAUCAGUUCCUUCAAAAAUGCCGAGACAAGAAAAGACGUUUGGAGGAGGCGGAAUCUAAAUGUUCAGAAAAUGUCAAAGAAAAUAUCGAAGGAAGUGGCAAGAAGAAUUUGAGCUCAAAUAACAGGGGGGAAAAGAAAAGAAAACACGUCGAAGAUGUUCAAUUUGAACCGAAGAAAUCUAGAGGAACGAUGACAGACAUAUCGGACUCAGAAUUGCAAAGGAUAAACAGAGUUCGUCAAUUUGCAUCGCGAUUGAACGCGAGGAGAAAGAUGAUACUUGAUACGACUUCAGCCUCGACUUCGAAAAAUACUGAAUCUCAUCGUGGUAUAUCCGCGUUGAAAAGGAUAAAUGAGAAUGAUGAUGAUGAAGAUGAAAGAGUAAAAAACGUCAAAAUAAACGACGUCUGCAUCGUCGGUAUGAGUUUGUUUUUUGGCUUUAUACGCAACAUGUUUCUCACGAUACUGGAGUUGGUUUGGUUCGGCAAACGAAAAUUAACAAAUUCUUUGAGUAUAUACGUGAAGACCAACACUGGCAAUACGUUCCCCGUUGACUUGGACCCAAAAUGGGACAUAAAAAACGUGAAAGAGAUAGUGGCAUCUCAAAUGGGGAUAUUACCUAAGGACAUAAAAAUAAUAUUUGCAGGGAAAGAGCUGCACAAUUCGACAAUAAUAGAAGAAUGUGACCUGGGUCAGCAGAGUAUAUUGCACGCAGUUCGUACACCGUCGCAGAGAUCGAAUAAAAGCAAGGAUACCGACAUCAUUGACGAGUGUCUAGAAAUAUCUGAAUUGAACGACAGCGGUGGAAAACCGAUGAACGAAACUCUUACCGACUUACCUUUGGAUGAAUCAGAGCCACAAGACAAUUCAUCCGUAGAAGAGAAACAUGAGAAUCGAGCACAUUUCUUUGUAUAUUGUUCAACACCAUGCAAAGCUGUAACAGUUGGAAAAUUAAGAGUAAGAUGUGCAACCUGUAACAGUGGGGCAGUUACAGUAGAUAGAGAUCCUCAGUGUUGGCCAGAUGUAUUACAGCCAAGGAGAAUAACGGUUCAUUGUGAAAAUGAUUUUUGUCCAGUACCUACGCAUAUAUCCAAUGAUACUGAGUCCCAAGUAUUGUAUGCGCGUUUUUAUUUCAAAUGUGGGAAACAUGUUAGUUUGGGAGAGGGGGAUGAAGCUGUUCCUUUGUACCUUAUAAAACCAAACUUAAGAAGGAUACCUUGUCUUGCCUGUACAGAUGUUAGGGAUAUGGUCUUGGUUUUCCCCUGCGAAGCUGGUCACGUAACCUGUCUUGAUUGCUUUAAAGACUAUUGUUCAGUUCGUUUAAGGGAACGCCAAUUUCAGUUUGAUGAAAUUAAAGGAUAUUAUACGCUUCCAUGUCCAGCUGGAUGUCCAAACUCUUUUAUUCCAGAAGUACAUCAUUUUCAUUUGCUUACAUCUGAACAGUAUGAACAGUAUCAAAGAUUUAGUACAGAAGAAUAUGUUCUACGUGCUGGUGGAAUUUUAUGUCCAAGACCAGAUUGUGGUAUGGGUAUUAUACCAGAAUCUUCAGACAAUGGUAGUGAAGAAUGCAGAAAAAUUCAGUGUAUUGGUGGUUGUGGGUAUGUUUUUUGUAGACGAUGUUUACAAGGCUUCCAUUUAGGAGAAUGUGAAUUGCAACCUUCCGAGUCUUUCAGUACAACGCACAAAUCUGGAUAUCUAGUCGAUCCACAAAGAGCUAACGAUGAGGAUGCAUGCACAUGGUUUGCACCAGAGCGGGCUGUGGUUAUCAUUGGUGCUGGGUAUGUCAGACAGAAUGGACAAGAAACUGCAUGGGCAAUCAUUGGUUUGGAUAAUUUUCUAACUAUUUAUAUAAUAAGAAUAUAGUAUAUUAUUUUGUAUAAAUAUAAAUAAAAUAGAAGAAUUAAAAAUACAGUCAUAAUUACUAUCAUGAAUUAUACUAGUCAAUUGUACUAAUACUAGUCAAUUCAAGAUAGUAAGUGGAAAUAAAUUCUAUAAAGUUUCGAAUAUAUUUUGAAAUAAGGAAUGACAUUUUAAUGUUUCUUUUCAUACUAUGUAUUUUUUUGUAAUCAGAUGUGUGAAUCAUUAAUUUAUUAAAAUUUUUUCAUUUAGUUUGUAAAAAUUCCAUGUAUGAGCGUAACUAAUAGUCAUUGUAUAUGUAUGUAUAUAACAAUUGUGUAUUUAAAUUUAUAUAUAAAUCUUUGAACGAUAAAUGUAAAAGUGCC